UAUUGCACAGAUAACAGUGACGUUUCAUACAUUGUGCCAUGCUUGUUUUGUAAUUUUCUUAGAAAACCUCAGGAAAAUAACGUUAUUGAAUUAUCACAUAGUUAUAAAUCACAAAUAAAAAAUGGCUGUCCGUGCCCAGUUUGAGGGAAAUAAUGAAAUCGGUGUCUUUUCAAAGCUAACAAACGCCUAUUGUUUGGUUGCAAUUGGCGGAUCAGAAAAUUUUUACAGUAUAUUUGAGGGUGAAUUGGGUGAAACUAUACCAGUAGUGCAUGCCAGUAUAGCAGGAUGUCGUAUCAUAGGUCGUCUCACAGUUGGAAACCGCAAUGGUCUCUUAGUACCAAACACAACCACAGAUCAAGAAUUACAACACAUACGAAAUUCCUUACCUGAUUCUGUUAAAGUUCAGAGAGUAGAGGAAAGAUUAUCUGCCCUUGGAAAUGUGAUAGCCUGUAAUGAUUAUGUUGCUCUUGUUCACCCAGAUUUAGACAGAGAAACAGAAGAGAUAAUUGCUGAUGUUUUAAAAGUGGAAGUGUUCAGACAAACAGUAGCAGGAAAUGUUUUAGUAGGAAGUUACAGUACAUUUAGUAAUCAAGGGGGUCUGGUACAUCCUAAAACAUCAAUAGCAGAUCAAGAUGAACUGUCUUCAUUAUUACAAGUUCCUUUAGUUGCUGGUACAGUAAAUAGAGGUAGUGAUGUGAUAGGUGGUGGUAUGGUUGUCAAUGAUUGGAUAGCAUUUUGUGGUUUAGAUACAACAUCUACAGAAGUAUCAGUUGUAGAAAGUGUGUUUAAGUUAGGUGAUAAUCAACCUUCACAAAUACAAACAGAUAUGAGAGAUGCCUUAUUAGAUAGUUUGACAUAAUUUUAAAGAAGAAAAAUGGUUAAAUAAUAUCAGUGCUACUACAAAAGAUAAAAUAUUCAUAGUAGAGAAAAGGCAGUGGAUGAGAGACUGAGAAUACUGAGAAUUAUUCAUUCAAUCAUCACCAUUAAAAAAAAUCAUUGUUGUGUAUAUUUUCAUUUAAAUUUACUUUACUCAUAGUAAAUUUUGAAAAAUAUUUACCAAAAUGCAUUUAGAGUAAUAUAGCCUAUAGAUUCUAUGGUUAACAGAAUUAAAGAAACUAUUCAUCUUCAAAAUUUACUAUGGGAAGUCAUUAGUAAGAAAUAGACUAAAUAUUCAGAAAAAUAGUGUAUAUUAUUGUCUUUAUAAAAUUUCAAUUUAAAAAGACAAAUGUAAUAAUUAGUAGGUGGUGUACCUUGUAAAUAGCUCAAAUCCACCAAAUAAUAAAAAUUCUUAAAUGAAAUACACAUUGUUAUUGUAAAAUGUGUAUUCAGUACAAUAAAAUCCAUACUAUUGAAA
Patella vulgata (common limpet) is the source of this 1354-nucleotide messenger RNA. RefSeq names its product eukaryotic translation initiation factor 6. The transcript is spliced from 7 exons. Gene Ontology annotation, biological process: maturation of LSU-rRNA; ribosomal subunit export from nucleus; maturation of 5.8S rRNA. Gene Ontology annotation, molecular function: ribosomal large subunit binding. NCBI's taxonomy places the organism in Eukaryota, Metazoa, Mollusca, Gastropoda, Patellidae. Bases 122 to 859 code for a protein of 245 amino acids. Gene Ontology annotation, cellular component: preribosome, large subunit precursor; cytosol; nucleolus. The record is from RefSeq and is a predicted model, not a curated record.